UACCAUAUUCAUAGUACAUUUUUUAGACAUGUCGGUCGUACAACUAAAGGACUACGUUGAUUGACGCGAGAAUAGUUAUUUUAUUAUAAAAUAUACAAUUGACCGCUUGUUCUACGUAUUAAGUUUGAUAUUUACACGAAAGUUUAAAAUUGUUAAAUUAUUCCAUUGACAACCGGUUUCGUAUGACGGAACAGUGCAGCUAACCUAUGUAUCUGGGCAAUCUAUAUUCUUUCUUGUAAUUUGUGGUUCAACUUCUUCAACUGGCGAUAAAUGAAAGUGUUGUUUACAUUCCGUGAAGUGUAUGGUGUGCGAAUAUUGUGCGUAGCGUGUGUUGACCGUCUGGGAAUGUGUUUGUGUUUCUAAUAUGAAGGCGCCGACCGUUCUGUGUAUAAAAUGUGUAUAAAUGAUUAUAAUUUAAUUAAUAAGUGUUUUUGUGGUGUGUGUGCUCGGAUGUUGCCGUAGGAUUGCCAUGUCCAGGCUCGUGGACUACUUCGUUAUUGUGGGAUUCGACCACGAGAAAGAAAGAGGCGGCCUGAACAGCGGCGUUGUGCUCCAACGAUUCCCCGAGACAAACUGGGACGACGUACCAUUCCACGAGGGCAUAGGAUGGUUCUGCCAACCGCAAGGAUGGGCCCUGUCCACGGAGCGGUCGGAGCCGCGCUUCUACGUGUCGGUGCUGACCGACGUGGACGCGAACCGGCACUACUGCGCAUGUCUCUGCUUCAACGAAACCGUUGCCAUCACACCCACCAAGCCAGCGGACGAGGACGAGGAGUCGCUGGAGUCGUCGAGGCCGGUGUCGAACAUCACCCACCACAGCAUCAUGUACGCGCCCAAGUGUCUCGUCAUCGUGUCGCGGCAGGACUACAUCGACACCUUCAGAAAUUGCCUAGGCAUAAUCUACACAGUAUGGGUGGAGAACUUGGGCGUGCCACUGGAGACGCUGGUGGGUAACCUGCUGGGCGGCGUGCUGGUGCCGGAGCCGGGCGGGCCGCAGGUGCGGUUCAGCAUCGGCGCCGGCGACCGGCAGGCGCUGCAGCCGCCCGCCGCGCCGCCGAUGCCCAUCACCCACACCUCCGUGUAUAUGCUGCUUAGGUUGUUAGGCAUCCACAACGCGGUGACGCUGUGGUGCGCGGUGAUGAGCGAGCACAAGGUGCUGGUGGUGUCGCUGGCGGCGGCGCGGCUGGCGGCGGCGUGCCGCGCGCUGGCGGCGCUGAUGUUCCCGUUCCGGUACGCGCACGUGUACAUCCCGCUGCUGCCCGCCGGCCUCAGCGAGGUGCUGGCCACGCCCACGCCCUUCCUCAUCGGCGUGCACUCCAGUCUCAAGGAGGAGGUGUCCGAGCUGUUGGACGUGAUCGUAGCGGAUCUAGACGUAGGCUCUCUUCACAUACCGGCCGGUGUCAACAUCCCCCGACCUGAAGGCAAGCUGUUAUCAUCAUUACAAGACGCCCUGGCCCUGGUGCUACAGCCGGAGCUUCGGUCCGCGGACUCGGCCUUCGCCCCGCCUCCGCCCUCCGCCUCGCCACCUCACAUGCUCGAUAAGGAGAUCAGGGCGGUGUUCAUGAGGACCUUGGCUAAAUUGCUGCAAGGGUAUAGGCAUUGUCUGACAAUAAUCCGCAUCCAUCCAUCUCCGGUUCUGACAUUCCACAAACUCGGGUUCCUGGGGAGCCGGGGACUGUCGCAGUGUCCCUUCGCGGUUCGCCUGUUAGACUCCAUGUUCUUCAACGGGUUGGUGGCGGAGCGAGGUCCCCCGUGGAGAUCCACUGACAUUUUCGACGAUCUUGUACAAAAUCUUCCGGAGCAGUUGAGGCUAGAAUCAUUAAAUCCAGAAUUAGAAUUACAACACAUACAGGACUUAGCUAUGCAGUUACAUCUAAAUGAAAAUCCAAAUCCUCAGGCGUUCCAGCAGCGCGUGCUGCGGCCGCCGGCGGGCGCGUCGGGGCGCGUGCACCAGCCGCCGCUGCCCGCGCUCGACGCGCGCGCCGUCACGCACGUGCUGCACGACCUCGCCGCCAGGACCGGCAACGAGCACAAAUUAACAGCAUUAAGGCCACCGCAGCCAAGAAUAGUACCUUUAUCAGCGCCACCGACCGGCGCCAGCGAAUAUGGGCAGCUUUUACUAACAAAUUCCGCCAGAAGAUUAGAGGUGCUGAGCGGGUGCGUGGCGGCGCUGUUCGAGUGUCGGUACGCGGACGCGCGCAAGUCGCUGGCGGGCGUGGUGCGCGCGCUGCGGGCGCCGGCCGCGCGCGCCGCGCUCACCCGCGACCUCGCGCGCCGCCUGCCCGCGCCCAAGCACCUGCUGCACCACCACCAGUUCGAGCUGCUCGUCAGGUAACACCACUCACCUGACCCCUGUCCUGUUCGAGUGUCGGUACGGACGCGCGCAAGUCGCUGGCGGGCGUGGUGCGCGCGCUGCGGGCGCCGGCCGCGCGCGCCGCGCUCACCCGCGACCUCGCGCGCCGCCUGCCCGCGCCCAAGCACCUGCUGCACCACCACCAGUUCGAGCUGCUCGUCAGGUAACACCACUCACCUGACC
Messenger RNA from Manduca sexta (tobacco hornworm), 2536 nucleotides. RefSeq names its product myotubularin-related protein 13-like. Gene Ontology annotation, biological process: regulation of Rab protein signal transduction. The transcript is spliced from 12 exons. NCBI's taxonomy places the organism in Eukaryota, Metazoa, Arthropoda, Insecta, Lepidoptera, Sphingidae. Gene Ontology annotation, cellular component: cytoplasmic vesicle. The coding region runs from base 470 to 2335 and encodes 621 amino acids. The record is from RefSeq and is a predicted model, not a curated record.